Messenger RNA from Priapulus caudatus, 2015 nucleotides. Its product is annotated as tubulin alpha-8 chain-like. The transcript is spliced from 3 exons. The coding region runs from base 101 to 1351 and encodes 416 amino acids. Gene Ontology annotation, molecular function: structural constituent of cytoskeleton; GTP binding. The record is from RefSeq and is a predicted model, not a curated record. Lineage: Eukaryota; Metazoa; Priapulida; Priapulimorpha; Priapulimorphida; Priapulidae. Gene Ontology annotation, cellular component: microtubule; cytoplasm. Gene Ontology annotation, biological process: mitotic cell cycle; microtubule cytoskeleton organization.
UGAAUGUAUCUCCAUACACGUCGGACAAGCUGGCGUCCAGAUAGGAAAUUCCUGCUGGGAGCUAUACUGCCUGGAGCACGGCAUACAGCCAGACGGGACCAUGCCCCUGGACUGCAGUCCGGGACAGAUGAAGGAUUCGUUCAACACGUUCUUUAGUGAGACGGACAGCGGAAAGCACGUACCGCGCGCCGUGUUCGUGGAUCUAGAACCCACCGUCAUCGAUGAGAUCUCACAUGGACCCUACAGACAGCUGUUCCACCCGGAGCAGCUAAUCACAGGCAAGGAGGAUGCAGCCAACAACUACGCGCGCGGACACUACACCAUCGGCAAGGAGAUCAUCGACCUCGUCCUCGACCGCGUGCGCAAGCUCGCCGACCAAUGCACCGGCCUGCAGGGAUUCCUCAUCUUUCACAGCUUCGGAGGGGGAACCGGAUCCGGCUUCACUUCUCUUCUCAUGGAACGUCUCUCCGUCGACUACGGAAAAAAGUCCAAGCUGGAGUUCGCCGUCUAUCCGGCGCCAGAGGUGUCAACGGCUGUGGUGGAGCCAUACAACUCCGUUCUGUGCACGCACACGACGCUGGAACACUCCGAUUGUGCCUUCAUGGUAGACAACGAGGCCAUAUACGAUAUCUGCAAACGCAACCUGAACAUCACGCGUCCGAUCUUUACAAACUUGAACCGUCUCAUCGGCCAGAUCGUAUCCUCCAUCACCGCCUCUCUGCGCUUUGAUGGUGCCCUCAAUGUCGAUCUUACCGAGUUUCAGACCAACCUGGUGCCCUAUCCUCGCAUCCACUUCCCGCUGGCAACCUACGCUCCAAUUAUCUCUGCCGAGAAGGCUUACCAUGAGCAGCUGUCUGUCUCUGAUAUCACAAACGCGUGCUUCGAGCCUAACAACCAGAUGGUGAAGUGCGACCCGCGCCACGGCAAGUAUAUGGCCUGCUGCCUGCUCUAUCGCGGCGACGUCGUCCCCAAGGAUGUCCAGGCAGCCAUCGCAGCCAUCAAGACGAAACGCUCGAUCCAAUUCGUAGACUGGUGUCCGACCGGAUUUAAGGUUGGUCUCAACUAUCAACCACCCACCGUUGUCCCGGGCGGUGACCUCGCUAAAGUACCCCGUGCGGUCUGCAUGUUAAGUAACACCACUGCAAUAGCCGAAGCGUGGGCGCGUCUUAACCACAAGUUUGACUUGAUGUACGCGAAGCGUGCCUUCGUGCACUGGUACGUCGGAGAGGGCAUGGAGGAGGGAGAGUUCUCCGAGGCGAGAGAGGAUCUGGCGGCACUGGAGAAGGACUACGAGGAGGUGGGAACCGAUUCUUAUGAGGAGGAGGAGGAAGACGAAGCAGAAGAAUAUUAGAUUGAUUAAAUAUCUCGCUAACCAUUUCUUGAUUAAAUAUCUCGCUAACCAUUUCUUAAUUAAAUAUCUCGCUAACCAUUCCUUGAUCAAAUAUCUCGCUAACCAUACCUUGAUUAAAUAUCUUGGCAUACGCGGGAUAUUCGUACACGUACACGCCAGCGAGCUUUGACUUCCCAGCCUGUCGUCGCAUUUGGCCCUCAAAUCUUUGUUUGGUCGGAUUGCUAGCAUGUAAAACGUCGAAAAAUGUCAAAUGUAACAUUUUGAAAUGGGAAAACGUCUGGAAGUUCGCAAUCAUUUGCUUUUGCGUUGUAAAAUAAACAUAAUUGAGCAAAUUAGCCGGUAUUUUAACGGAAUUAUAAUUAAUUAUUAGAAUUAAGAUUAAUUGAUUAAUCUUAGCCUAAUUAUAACGUAGCCUAAUUUCACUCGUCACAUAUUCCUAUGCUGCAAAAAUGCCUUUGUGAUAUUUUGCUAUCUGGCGACUGAUUGCAAGCGAGACACUUCUCUCAUUGUGCCCGUUUUUAUUUCGGUGGACGCGUUUAUCGUAUGUGAAUAAACUUCGGCGAAUCGCGUUUAUCCGAAUCGCAUAUGUUAGUUAGUUCUGCCUGUUACAUGGAUGUAAGCGAAUUCAAUAAACUGAACACGUGAAGUGACUGAAAUAAACUGA